This is a messenger RNA of Closterium sp. Naga37s-1, 2976 nucleotides long. The record is from the annotation of a GenBank genome assembly. Lineage: Eukaryota; Viridiplantae; Streptophyta; Zygnematophyceae; Desmidiales; Closteriaceae.
AUGGGCGCACGGGGAUGGGCGCACGGGGAUGGGCGCACGGGGAUGGGCGCACGGGGAUGGGCGCACGGGGAUGGGCGCACGGGGAUGGGCGCACGGGGAUGGGCGCACGGGGAUGGGCGCACGGGGAUGGGCGCACGGGGAUGGGCGCACGGGGAUGGGCGCACAGGGAUGGGAACACAGGGAUGGGCGCACAGGGAUGGGCGCACAGGGAUGGGCGCACAGGGAUGGGCGCACAGGGAUGAGCGCAGAGGGAUGGGCGCACAGGGAUGGGAACACAGGGAUGGGAACACAGGGAUGGGCGCACAGGGAUGGGCGCACAGGGAUGGGCGCACAGGGAUGGGCGCACAGGGAUGGGCGCACAGGGAUGGGCGCACAGGGAUGGGCGCACGGGGAUGGGCGCACGGGGAUGGGCGCACGGGGAUGGGCGCACAGGGAUGGGCGCACGGGGAUGGGCGCACGGGGAUGGGCGCACGGGGAUGGGCGCACGGGGAUGGGCGCACGGGGAUGGGCGCACGGGGAUGGGCGCACAGGGAUGGGCGCACGGGGAUGGGCGCACGGGGAUGGGCGCACAGGGAUGGGCGCACAGGGAUGGGCGCACAGGGAUGGGAACACAGGGAUGGGCGCACGGGGAUGGGCGCACGGGGAUGGGCGCACGGGGAUGGGCGCACGGGGAUGGGCGCACAGGGAUGGGCGCGCGGGGAUGGGCGCACGGGGAUGGGCGCACGGGGAUGGGCGCACAGGGAUGGGCGCACAGGGAUGGGCGCACAGGGAUGGGCGCACAGGGAUGGGCGCACAGGGAUGGGCGCACAGGGAUGGGCGCACAGGGAUGGGCGCACAGGGAUGGGCGCACGGGGAUGGGCGCACAGGGAUGGGCGCACAGGGAUGGGCGCACAGGGAUGGGCGCACAGGGAUGGGCGCACAGGGAUGGGCGCACGGGGAUGGGCGCACGGGGAUGCGCGCACGGGGAUGGGCGCACAGGGAUGGGCGCACGGGGAUGGGCGCACGGGGAUGGGCGCACGGGGAUGGGCGCACGGGGAUGGGCGCACAGGGAUGGGCGCACGGGGAUGGGCGCACGGGGAUGGGCGCACAGGGAUGGGCGCACAGGGAUGGGCGCACAGGGAUGGGAACACAGGGAUGGGCGCACGGGGAUGGGCGCACGGGGAUGGGCGCACGGGGAUGGGCGCACGGGGAUGGGCGCACAGGGAUGGGCGCGCGGGGAUGGGCGCACGGGGAUGGGCGCACGGGGAUGGGCGCACAGGGAUGGGCGCACAGGGAUGGGCGCACAGGGAUGGGCGCACAGGGAUGGGCGCACAGGGAUGGGCGCACAGGGAUGGGCGCACAGGGAUGGGCGCACAGGGAUGGGCGCACGGGGAUGGGCGCACAGGGAUGGGCGCACAGGGAUGGGCGCACAGGGAUGGGCGCACAGGGAUGGGCGCACAGGGAUGGGCGCACGGGGAUGGGCGCACGGGGAUGGGCGCACGGGGAUGGGCGCACAGGGAUGGGCGCACGGGGAUGGGCGCACGGGGAUGGGCGCACGGGGAUGGGCGCACGGGGAUGGGCGCACGGGGAUGGGCGCACGGGGAUGGGCGCACGGGGAUGGGCGCACGGGGAUGGGCGCACGGGGAUGGGCGCACGGGGAUGGGCGCACAGGGAUGGGAACACAGGGAUGGGCGCACAGGGAUGGGCGCACAGGGAUGGGCGCACAGGGAUGGGCGCACAGGGAUGAGCGCAGAGGGAUGGGCGCACAGGGAUGGGAACACAGGGAUGGGAACACAGGGAUGGGCGCACAGGGAUGGGCGCACAGGGAUGGGCGCACAGGGAUGGGCGCACAGGGAUGGGCGCACAGGGAUGGGCGCACAGGGAUGGGCGCACGGGGAUGGGCGCACGGGGAUGGGCGCACGGGGAUGGGCGCACAGGGAUGGGCGCACGGGGAUGGGCGCACGGGGAUGGGCGCACGGGGAUGGGCGCACGGGGAUGGGCGCACGGGGAUGGGCGCACGGGGAUGGGCGCACAGGGAUGGGCGCACGGGGAUGGGCGCACGGGGAUGGGCGCACAGGGAUGGGCGCACAGGGAUGGGCGCACAGGGAUGGGAACACAGGGAUGGGCGCACGGGGAUGGGCGCACGGGGAUGGGCGCACGGGGAUGGGCGCACGGGGAUGGGCGCACAGGGAUGGGCGCGCGGGGAUGGGCGCACGGGGAUGGGCGCACGGGGAUGGGCGCACAGGGAUGGGCGCACAGGGAUGGGCGCACAGGGAUGGGCGCACAGGGAUGGGCGCACAGGGAUGGGCGCACAGGGAUGGGCGCACAGGGAUGGGCGCACAGGGAUGGGCGCACGGGGAUGGGCGCACAGGGAUGGGCGCACAGGGAUGGGCGCACAGGGAUGGGCGCACAGGGAUGGGCGCACGGGGAUGGGCGCACGGGGAUGGGCGCACGGGGAUGGGCGCACGGGGAUGGGCGCACGGGGAUGGGCGCACGGGGAUGGGAACACAGGGAUGGGCGCACAGGGAUGGGCGCACAGGGAUGGGCGCACAGGGAUGGGCGCACAGGGAUGGGCGCACAGGGAUGAGCGCAGAGGGAUGGGCGCACAGGGAUGGGAACACAGGGAUGGGAACACAGGGAUGGGCGCACAGGGAUGGGCGCACAGGGAUGGGCGCACAGGGAUGGGCGCACAGGGAUGGGCGCACGGGGAUGGGCGCACGGGGAUGGGCGCACAGGGAUGGGCGCACAGGGAUGGGCGCACAGGGAUGGGCGCACAGGGAUGGGCGCACAGGGAUGGGCGCACAGGGAUGGGCGCACAGGGAUGGGAACACAGGGAUGGGAACACAGGGAUGGGCGCACAGGGAUGGGCGCACAGGGAUGGGCGCACAGGGAUGGGCGCACAGGGAUGGGCGCACAGGGAUGUGUUUAGGAGGGUUAGCAGUGCAGUCUGACCAGUGCUGUCUGACCUGUGCAGAACCUGUGCUGGCGAAAUGCUAA